This is a messenger RNA of Epithele typhae, 1620 nucleotides long. Its product is annotated as iron permease. Lineage: Eukaryota; Fungi; Basidiomycota; Agaricomycetes; Polyporales; Epitheliaceae. The record is from RefSeq and is a predicted model, not a curated record. The transcript has 7 exons. Gene Ontology annotation, cellular component: membrane. Gene Ontology annotation, biological process: transmembrane transport. Gene Ontology annotation, molecular function: transmembrane transporter activity. The coding region runs from base 1 to 1620 and encodes 539 amino acids.
AUGUCCUCCGCCGCGAGGCCCAAGGGCUCUGUCUUCUGGCUCUCCUACACCUCCGUCGUCGUCUGCAACUUCCUCAGCGCUCUCGAUGUCACCGCCGUAUCCACUGCGCUUCCGACGAUCACAAAAGACCUCAACGGAGGCGAGGAGUUCGUCUGGGUCGGUGCUGCCUACAACCUUGCUGCGGCCGCCAUCCUCCCCUUCACCGGCCAGCUCGCCGACAUCAUCGGCCGCCGUCCAAUCAUGCUCGCCUGCGUCGGCUUUUUCUUUCUCGGCAGUCUCCUCUGCGCCACCGCUCAAAACAUGCACUGGCUCAUCGCUGCACGAACGGUGCAGGGUAUUGGCGGCGGAGGGAUCAUCAAUCUGGCCUCGAUCAUCACCUCGGAUUUAGUCCCUUUAGCCGAGCGUGGUCUUUACCAAGGUCUGCUCGUGCUCACCUGGGCAUUUGCGGCUGGCGUCGGGCCCGUCAUUGGUGGUUCGUUUGCGCAGAAGGUUACGUGGAGGUGGCUGUUCUAUCUGAACCUCCCCCUGGCCGGUAUCGCGUUCUUCCUUGCCAUGAUAUUCCUCCGCGUCCGAACUCCAGAGGGUAGUUUGCGCGAGAAAAUAUCGCGCAUUGACUUUGUGGGCAACUUCAUCAUCAUCGCCGGCACGACGCUCGCGUUGGUCGCGCUCACAUGGGGAGGAAUCCGUUAUCCCUGGAGCUCUGCACACGUCCUCGCGCCACUCAUCCUCGGUUUUCUCCUUAUCUUCCUUUUCUUUGUUUACGAGGCGUUCUUCGCGAAGCAUCCAGCGCUGCCCCUCGACAUCCUCGCGAACCGCACCAGUCUCGCGGGUUACAUUGGCACCUUUUUCCACGGGAUUGCCAGCAUCGCUCUCAUCUAUUACCUACCCGUCUACUUCCAGGCCUGCAAGGACGCCUCGCCUAUCCGAUCUUCGGUCGACAUCUUCCCCACCGCGUUCAUCCUGUCGCCCUUCGCGAUCGUCUUCGGGGUGCUCGUGAGGGUCAUGAAGAAGUACCGGCCCGCGAACGUGAUCGGUUGGGCCUUCCUGCUCAUCGGCUUCGGCCUGCUCACGCUCCUCAAAGCGGACUCGUCCACGGGCGAGUGGGUCGGCUUCCAGAUCAUCACGGCCGUCGGCCUGGGUGUGAUCUGGGCGACGACCGUGUACCCCAUCCUCGCGCCCCUGCCCGUGGCGCGCUCUGCCUCCGCGCUCGCGUUCUACAACUUCGCGCGCACGUUCGCGCAGACGUGGGGCGUCGCGAUCUCCGCCUCCGUGCUCCAGAACGAGCUCAAGGCCAACCUGCCCGCGGACUUCCUCCGGGCGUUCCCCGCCGGGGUCGAGAUCGCGUACGCCGCGAUCCCGGCGAUCGCGACGCUCCCGCAGCCGCUUCGCGACGAGGUCCGGGCGGCGUUCGCGACGAGCAUGGCGAGCGUGUGGAAGGCGAUGCUCGGGUUCUGCGCGGCGGGCGCGCUCAGCGUCGCGCUCAUGCGCGAGGUGCCGAUGCAGAGCCACACCGACGACGCGUACGGGCUCGACGAGGGCGGGAAGGCGGGCGAAGGGGCGCGGGACUCAGAGGAGCCGGACGAGAAGCGGGCGGCGGAGCUGAGCGAAGAGGCAGUGUAG